AUGGAGAAAAAACAAAACGAGAGUUUCAGCCAGUACGCCCAACGAUGGAGGGAGGUGGCAACGCAGGUCCAACCACCCCUUUUGGAAAAAGAGGUCACUAUGCUUUUUAUCAAUACUUUGAAGGCCCCGUUCAUCAACCACAUAUUGGGGAGUGCCACCAAGAGCUUCUCAGAUAUGGUAAUGUCUGGUGAAAUGAUUGAAAAUGCAAUAAGAAGCGGUAAAAUAGACGCAGGGGAAAGCUCUAAAAGACCAGCUCCAAGGAAAAAGGAAAGCGAGGUGAACAACAUAAGCACAUAUAGCAAGAGUUAUUCAAAACCAAUCACUGUUGGCCCUCCAAGAAAGACAGCCACUAGUCAUCAGGGCCCCACAAGGCAAGAGCCCAACACAAGGCCUAACGCAGACAGACUUCAAUUCACGCCCAUUUCAAUAACAUAUAGGGAAUUGUAUCAGAAUUUAUUCGAUGCACACGUGGUAUCUCCAGUUUAUCUAAAACCCAUACAACCUCCAUACCCCAAAUGGUACGACGUGAAUGCCCAAUGUGAGUACCAUGAAGGAAUAAUAGGGCAUUCGAUUGAGAACUGCACUGCGUUUAAAAAGGCAAUGGAAAGAUUCAUUACGAUAGGGAUUGCAAAGUUUGGCAACCCAUCAGAACCAAACAUGGCAGGGAAUCCGUUACCCAAUCAUUCUGAUAAAGGGGUAAAUGCGAUAAUUGAUAGUAGGGGAAGAAGAAUCAAAGCUGACAUUGCGGAGGUAAAAACCCCACUGAGAUGGGUUUGGAGAAGAAUGAUAGAUGGAGGUCUCAUCAAGCAAGAUCGAACAGAAAGGCCUGAAGGAUCGAGAAAGUAUUGCGAGUUCCAUACUGAAGAGGGCCAUGAUAUCCAAAAAUGCACAGAGUUCAUAACCAUGGUGCAAAAUUUAAUGGACAACAAAGAGUUGGAAUUUUAUGAGGAAAUUAAAGGAUUAGAGGAGGGAGAAGUUUAUGCCUCGGAGGAAGGAUCUACGGGAAAGGCCCAAAGGCUUAAUCACCCGGUGGUGAUUAUUUCGAGGCCAAGGAGCAUAGAAGCUGGAGUGCAAAUGGCACCGAGGGUCAUAAUCCAAAAACCAGUAUCCUUUCCUUACAAGGAUAGCAAAAGGGUUCCUUGGAAUUAUGACUGCAAUGUGAUAAUCCCGGGAGAGGAGAACCCGGUAAACGCUUCAGAGGAGGGUAAUGAUGUAGGCUUCUACACGCGUAGUGGAAAACGCUACGAUCCAGCAAAUACAAGAGUAGAGCCCAUAAAUGGAAAGGCCUUAGCAGUUGAGCGAGGGGAAGCAAAGACGGAUAGAAUUGAAUCUCAUUUAACAAAUCAGUGA
Gossypium raimondii (Peruvian cotton) is the source of this 1350-nucleotide messenger RNA. RefSeq lists its product as uncharacterized. The record is from RefSeq and is a predicted model, not a curated record. NCBI's taxonomy places the organism in Eukaryota, Viridiplantae, Streptophyta, Magnoliopsida, Malvales, Malvaceae. The transcript has a single exon. The coding region runs from base 1 to 1350 and encodes 449 amino acids.